This is a messenger RNA of Zootoca vivipara (common lizard), 3950 nucleotides long. It is a transcript of the gene CA6, whose product is annotated as carbonic anhydrase 6. The record is from RefSeq and is a predicted model, not a curated record. Gene Ontology annotation, molecular function: carbonate dehydratase activity; zinc ion binding. Lineage: Eukaryota; Metazoa; Chordata; Lepidosauria; Squamata; Lacertidae.
UAAGAGAAGAAGACGGGCCGUUUCCUCGCUGGCACCUGCUUUCAGACUUGGGAGAGCCAUGAGGACUAGCAGCUGGGUGCUCCCCCUGUUCCUUCUGCAGCUGAGCUCUUCUCAUGUCCUGCACUGGACCUACAAAGGGGAACUGGAUGAAGUGCACUGGGGAAAUCACUUCCCAGACUGCCUCGGAAAGCGUCAGUCCCCCAUUGAUAUUCGGAAGAGGUCUGUCCAAUACUCUCCAGAACUGGAACCGCUGGAGCUCCACGGCUAUGCUGGGCCCCUGCAAGGAACCUUCACCAUGACUAACAAUGGGCAUUCAGUCCAGAUAGACCUUCCUUCAACCAUGACCAUCACCAAAGGGCUUCCAGGGACCUUCACGGCUGUCCAGUUCCAUUUCCAUUGGGGAGGAAUGGAUCUUGAGACUAGCGGCUCGGAACACACAGUGGAUGGGAUGAGGUACAUUGCCGAGCUGCAUAUCGUCCAUUACAACUCAGCCAAGUACGCAAGCAUCGAGCAAGCGAAGGUUCAACCGGAUGGCUUGGCAGUUCUGGCCUUUCUCUUCGCGGAUGGCAACCUAGAAAACACUUACUAUAGCGACUUCAUUGCCAGCUUGGCCAAAAUCAAGUUAGCAGGGCAGUCAACUACACUCAACACUCUGGAUCUCCUGUCCAUGCUUCCAGAAAACCUUGCCAAUUUCUAUAGAUACCAGGGCUCUCUGACCACACCGCCAUGCACAGAGAACGUGAUUUGGACUGUAUUUGAUUCACCCAUCAAGCUGUCUCACACACAGAUAAAGCUGCUGGAGAAUGCCUUAUUGGACUGGGAGAACACUACCCUGAGGAACGAUUACCGCCACGUCCAGCCCCUCAAUGACCGAAUAGUCAAAUCGUCUUUCCAAGCCAAGGUUACCCAAGGUACAAAAAUGUGUCAACCGUCAACCGUCUCUUCCACACUUGAUGAAAUACGGACUCAGCUGCAGGCAAUGAAGAAGCACGUUCUGGCUAUAAUGGGGAAACCUGGUCACAUCCCGGUCCACGCCCAAGCUCUUUACUUCUCCCGUGACAACACGGCCAGCUAUGCCGAGGUGCGCCCCCUGCAGGCCAUGAUGCUCAAAACCUUCACGCUUUGCUUCUGGGCCCAGAACCUGAACGAGGGGCGGCAAACGGUCUUCUUCUACUCCACCCCGGAGAGGGACAAUGAGCUGGUGGUCACCGUGGGCACCAGUGUGGGUGUGUCCAUUGGGGGCACAGCGGUGCAGUUCGACUUGCACCGCAAGUCCGAGGAGUGGGUCCACCACUGCAUCACCUGGGCCUCCGACUCGGGCACCGUCAACCUGUGGGUCAACGGAGCCAAGGGCACGGUCAAGAACGUCCAGAGAGGCUACGUGAUCCAGAGCGGCGGGAAGGCGCUCCUUGGGAAGUACAAGAACCCUGUGAUGGACAUCUUCGCCAACCCAUUUUCCGGUUGGAUGAGCCACGUCAACCUCUGGAGCAGCCUCCUAGACAACAACGAUGUCCAGGAACUCACCCUGUGCAAGCAGGACAACCAGAAGGGGGAUAUCAUAUCUUGGGGGGAAACACCCAUGACCUUGUGGGGGGGUGUGGUGGUUGAUGCUGACACCAGCUGCGGGUGAUUCUCGCUGAUCAGGCAUGAAUCCGUGCUGAGAGGUAAAAAAAAAAACCUGAUUGGUUGGGACCCAAAUGUAGUCUUUACUCCCCACCUUUCCUUCAAGAUAUCCAGAUUAUAGACUAAUUCUCCUUCCACGCUGAGAGCUUCUCCAGGUCUUCUAAUGACUGGGCCAGAUCCUUGGGGGGAGAGGAGGGGAUAUUCUCAUUGCAGGAAAAUCUCGCCAGGGGAUGAGGAAGAUAUGCCCCGUAUUUCUUUCAUGUUUAUUACCGAUUAUGUCAGCAUGAAAUGGAAAUGAACACAAACUGCAGGAGACGGCAAGAGGCAGAGGGGGGGGGGAAUCUUCAUUCUGUAUUUUUUGUUCUUGUUUGGGGGCCUGUUUGUGAGAUCAUGUAGAAUUGUCUGUGUUUCGGAUACUUCUCCCUGCAUAGCAUGAUAAUCCUUAUAGAGAGGGACCCUGGGAGAAGUAAAGAUAAAUCACCUGAUUGUCCCACAGAGAGUCCUCCAUAUCAGGGUAGUGAUGAGAGAUAGACAAAGCCUUAGAUUAGCUGGCAGGUUUAGCCAUGUGUGGCUAAUGUGAGGGGUGGGGAGGAGAUCCCCACCCUCUUCCCAUCCCAAUCACGUUUGGGUCACAUCCUCACCAUUCAUUGAAAGCUGCCCCUUAUGCCACUCUCUUCCCCCAGAGAAUCUUUGGAACUGUAGUUUUUUAAGGGUGCUGGGAACUAUAGCUCUGCAAGGGGUUUCCUAAACACUCUCAGCACCUUUAACAAACUACUGUUCCCAGGAUUACUUUGGGGGAAGCCAUGCCUUGCUAAAAAGCAGUGUAAGAGUGUGUUAAAUGUACAGUGUGUGGAGAUGACCACCUAUCUGCCUAAACAUUUUGCAUGAUUCAGAGCCAUCCUAGAUCCCUGAUUGCCCUGUCCUCUUAAGUCCUGAAAACAUAUCCUCCUUUCAUAUCUGCAUGGGUGCCAUUGACGCUACAUCUGCACUUCUCAGGAUCCUGAUGUGUGUGCGUUGGUGACAUUGUUUGUUCCAGCUUUCAAAAUAUGCAACUAAAUCUUAUUUCAUGCAUGGAUAGAUAUACACACUUCCUGAUAUAUGGUUACUGCCAUUUUGUUUCGGAAGGGAAGAUUAGCCUGCAAGUGUGAUCCUGAGAAAAACCGCAUUUGAAUUUAAAUCAGAGGUUUACACACCCCCAAGCAUUUAUUGGCUAAAUCAUCUGGGUGUGAUCUGAGUACUGAGUUUAGGUUUAUGAAAACAGGAGGACACAGGCCUCUCUUUGAAGCAGAAUUGUUUGCAAACCCGUUAGGGCUUAACCUCAAUCAACUCCACCUGGGAAACUGGAGAUGGGAUUAAACCAAUGCUGUGUGCAUUUCAUGGCAAAACAAACAUGUUUAGGGUUUUUUGUUUUCUUCUUUGGCUUCUAGAGGCAGUACAACCAUGUUAUAAUGAUAAUAAAGUAUGCACCAGUUAAACCUGGCUUGUCAUUCCCGAGUUUUAGCAACACUAAACAUUCUUGUGUUUUUUUCAGGCUUUAUAAGAUGACUUUUAUUUUUUGCUCUAUUUACAAAAAUAGACAAUGAUCUUUUGUACAAAAUGUAUCCCCCUUCCAGGGAAAUGAAAAAUAACAAUCAACCAGCAAACAGUACACACAGUGUCCACUCAUUUUACAAAAUUGUCUUUUUAAACACUCUUCCCCUUUGUUCAUAGACAAAUACUGUUUUGUUGUUUUGUGGGGCAGGUGAGAAACUCAUCAUGCACCUUGAAACCAAGGACACCUCCAGACUGUCAUUGUUUUCAAGAGGGAUUCAAUCAUAUACUGGCAAAUUCAGGUUGCACCAUUAUAGUUGCUUGGGAGUGUGUCGAACAAAUCCAAUUCUCUUUUUGCAGUAAGGAAAGUGAUGAGGGAAAUGAGCUGGAAAGUGUGGAUUAAUACUUGCUGUGUUGCAGAUUCAUUUAACCUCUUGCAAACGUAUUAAAAUGGAUGCUUAAUAAUAGGCAGUCUGGAGGCACUUGAAGAUCAAUCAUAUAUUGUGAUUAAACUUGUGUGUCUUGUUAUAUGAAGUCCAAACAAGCAACAAUUAAAAAUGGAUGGGAUGGGGCAGACGGUAAGUAAACAGAAACCCAUAAUGAAACUGGGAGAUUUACAGUAGGUCGAAGCUCAAAACUUACUGGGCAGCAAGAUCAACUGAACAUGCUGGGACUCAAAAUUCUUGAAAAAGAAGCAUUUGAUUGCAUUGCCAAUUCCUUAGGACAACUCGGGUCAAUUAUGGGAGCCUACCUUGAUCGUUGAGACCAGCUGAGCGUCCCAAUAAAUGGAGUGUGUG